Messenger RNA from Bactrocera tryoni, 2912 nucleotides. Its product is annotated as cysteine-rich secretory protein LCCL domain-containing 2. The transcript has 5 exons. The coding region runs from base 356 to 1597 and encodes 413 amino acids. NCBI's taxonomy places the organism in Eukaryota, Metazoa, Arthropoda, Insecta, Diptera, Tephritidae. Gene Ontology annotation, cellular component: extracellular region. The record is from RefSeq and is a predicted model, not a curated record.
ACAAAUAUUAAAAGUGUGUUCAAAAUCAAAAAAAAGUCGAAGCAGCAAAAGCAAAAUUGAUCUUACGAGUAUUUAUUUUGUGAACCUUUGUCUUUAAGUGUUAAGAAGAAAGUCUUAUAGCGCAGUGUGCUGUAAUCAUACAAAAUAAAGUUGAAAAGUGUUAGUUUACUUACACAAGAAAAAAUUAACUCCGUAAAAGUGUUCAAAGUCGGCGUUGGAGGCGUGCGGAAAAACUAAAACAACAACUGAAAGAAAACUUGUGGAGAAAGCAGCAGCAAAAGUGUUUGACAACAAGCCGUGAGCUUGAUUUUUAUUAAUAGUAGGAAGAAGCAGCAGCACGAAAAAUAUAGUCGUAAUGGAAAUAUUGCCGCAAAAAUAUCUACUACAUGCAGCGCUAUUGCUGGUGUCCUGCAGCGUGGCCUUGGCGUGUCGCGGACAAUUAUUGGUUUCUGGCCUCUCUAACGGCGAGCGUGAGAUCAUCCUGCACGAGCACAACAAAUUGCGCCAACUGGUGGCAACGGGCCGCUAUCCAGGUCAACCGGGCGCUGAAAAUAUGCGUGAAAUCGUUUGGGACGACGAGUUGGCGGCGCGUGCGCAACAAUGGGCUAAUAACUGUGAAUUCCGUCAUGACCCCUUGCGAACGAUCAAUCGCUUCACUAUGGGUCAGAACUUGGCGAUUAUUUGGAGCACAGCCCCGCUCGAUGCCUCCGACGGCGAUUUUCCAUCACGCAUCCAAAGCUGGUUCAAUGAAGUGCAAAAGUACUCAUUUGGCGAUGCUUGGUCACCGAAGACUGGUCAUUACUCUCAGCUGGUCUGGGGUGAAACAAGUUUAGUUGGUUGUGGUUUCUCUGAAUACAAAGACUCAACUAAAUACAACAAGCUGUACGUUUGUAAUUAUGGACCAGGUGGAAACGUCGUCGGUUAUAAUCCGUAUCAGGUAGGUAAGCCAUCAUGUGCGACAUAUGGCUUGCGAUCGUCAGCGCGUUAUCAGGGCUUAUGCGCACCAUCGGUAGCGCCAGUUGUUAGCGCCAACGCCAUUGACACGUAUGAGUACAAACAAACUAGCAACAACAAAAAAAUCCCAUAUGCAACGCAACCAGCUACAACAUCAACCUCUUCUUCUUCUUCUUCCUCUUCCUCUUCCUCCUCCUCCUCUUCUUCUGUGUAUUCUUCCAAACAGGCGACGCACACAUUUGGUCAGCGUAAGACCGCAACAACAAAUUCCGCGUUUAGCGCCACACUACACAAGGCUACAACAACAACAAGCACAAGUGGCCACAAGACGUACACAACUCAGACCGGUGGCAGCAGCAACAAAUACAAGAACAAGCUCGAGGCAUAUCGCCCGUCCACAAGCGAAUUCCAGAGGUCCGUACAGAAGCACACCAUUCUGAGGACCUACCUGACCAAUCCCAAUUUGAGUGAGCAACAAUUGCAGCAGGAGGCACAAAAGCAACAACAACAAAAUGGUAAUGGCGAUGUCGCCACCGAAGUAUACGUUUUCGACGAAAGCAAACAACAACCACAACAAAUAGCAGCCAAUACAACACCGCAACCGGCCAAGCGCGGCUGGAGUCUCUUGACGUGGCGUGGCUAAAUCAUUUUCUGUGUGUAUGUGUCCAGUGAGUGGGUCGCUUGCCGUUACUUAUGUAAUGAUCGUGCAGCGACCAUUGUAGCGCAUAAUUGGAAGGGCAUUUAGGUUUCCAAAGUUGUGGAAAUAUUUUUAGUGUCAUUUUGUUGCAUGUGGCAAGUGAAAACUCCAAUACGAUUACUACUGUGUAGUAACGUCAAAUAUGUGUGCCGCUUCGCCACCAAAUUUAUUGAAAAAAUUAGAUGAAAAAAUGCCAGAAAAAAUACUUUUUUCACUAUGCGCCCUUCUGUUGUUGUAUUGCCAUUCAAAUUGUAUUUGUAAUUAGUGACUAUUGAUAAAACAAAAAUAUUCCUAAUAUUAACGAAAAAUUUAUGAAUUUAAAAUUCACACAGCUUUCAUUAGUUAGUAAGUAGCGCGCUCGCUAGUUAAGUCUAAAUACAAACUAUUACAUUUAUUUAAUUUAAACGAUCCUCAAAUUUUUGUCACAGCCACGCAAAAGUUCACAACUACCAAACACUGCCCACAGCCACGUCACAUCAAGCCAACAACUACAAUUUUCUCUUUUCGAAAACCGUUAAGAAUAAUCUCCAAUAGACUUCAAAGUUACAAGAUUUCAUCGCCUCAACUCAGGGCUUGCCAUCAAUUGCCCACAUAUGAAUCUACUCUUCAUAUAAUACAUAGAUACAUAGAUGUAUACCUAUACACAUACAUACAUAUAUGUAUAUCAACAACAGGCCAUAUGUCAGUUAGCGACCGAUAUUUCGCGCCAUUUUACUGCCGAAAACUGCCACCAGCGAUCAGCAUAGAAACAUACAUACAUAUAUACGCAACUAUUAUAUAAUUCAUAAACUAUCAUUUUAGUAUUAGUAAGAGAUAAGUAAAGAAAAUACAUACAUACGCAUAUGCACAUAAUAUACAAAACUAUGUAGUCGCCUAUGAUACGAAUGUUUGUAUCAAACGUUUGUACCCACAUUUGACUAACCCAUGCAUACAGUACACACAUACUAUGCAAAACAAUAGUGACUAAAGCAAAAGCAUAAAACAUAUACAUACGUACAUACAAUAUUAUAUACAUAUGUAAGCAUGUUCGAGUAUGUGUAUGCUAAAUUUGCUGAAUACCAUUUAGUCUAUAGUUAUUAGUUAUAAAAAGAGAAUGUGCAAAGAGUUUUGCAUAAAUAUCGCAUGCGAUUUUUUUUAACAAAAUGACUCUUGUAGAUUUUAAUUUUCACCGCCAUUUUUAUGCAAAACGCUUUGUAAUGAAUUAAUUGUAAAACAUUAAUGCAAUAGUGAUAAUUUUUAAGCAAAUAUUGUGUGAAGUAUU